AUGAACAGCUUCCUGGCUACUCUCACCAUCUUCCUGGUUGGUGCUAUGUUCUUAUCCCAAACUCAGGCUCAAUAUGAAUCCAUUCUUUUAGUCUGUUGUUUUGACUACGUAAAGCGGCCUCUUCCAGAGACAAUCCUGAAGUCCUUUGAACAAACAGAAGGAAGGUGUUCCAUGCCAGCUGUCGUAUUUAUCACAAAGAAGGAUCGUCGGAUAUGUGCAGAUCCCAGUGAACAAUGGGUCCAGGAUCGUAUGCAAUAUUUGUCCCAAAACUGA
Molecule: messenger RNA, 273 nt
Organism: Pseudonaja textilis
Lineage: Eukaryota; Metazoa; Chordata; Lepidosauria; Squamata; Elapidae
Source: RefSeq, a predicted model, not a curated record